AUAUUACUCGAAGAGUGAAGGGGCGGGGCUAAAAAUCAAAAGCAAAAAGCGCGGCCCGAGCGCUGGGGGGAACGACUGUCUUGUCAGGCCAAUUCACUCCUCCUUUUCACGGGGUCUCUGCUGCUAUGGACAUCACGGCCAAUCUGAAGUCCUUGCUGCUGGCCAUCAGUCAGUACAGGGCAGUCAAGUCUGAGGCAAACACAAGCCAGCUGCUGCGGCAUUUGGAGGUCAUUUCUGGACAGAAACUUACACGAUGGUUUACAUCAAACCAGAUACUGCCAAGUGAAUGCCUGAGCUGUCUUGUGGAACUUCUUGAAGACCCAAAUUUAAGCACUUCACUAACUUUAAGCAUCAUAAAUCUGUUAUCUCAACUAACUCUAGAUAGUGAUAUGAGAGAUUGGCUCCAGAAUACUUAUAAUCUGAAUAGCGUCUUGGCGGGAGUGAUAUAUCGGAGCAGCACUGUCCACAAUGACUCAGUAUCAUUGCAGGGCCUUCAACUUCUACAGAAGUUGACCUACAAUGUCAAAGUCUUCCAUUCUGGUGCUAAUUUUGAUGAAUUAAUUACAUUCCUAAUAAGUCAUAUUCAGUCUCCUGAAGAUGAAUUAACAAUGUCUUGUCUAGGACUUUUGGCAAAUCUUUGUCGGCACAACCUAUCUGUUCAAACCCACAUAAAGUCCUUGAGUAAUGUAAAGGCAUUGUAUCGUACUCUCAUAAGCUUCUUAGCCCACAGUAGUUUAACUGUGGUUGUGUUUGCACUCUCGAUAUUAUCAAGUCUAACAUUAAAUGAAGAGGUUGGAGAAAAGCUAUUCCAUUCGCGAAACAUUCAUCAGACUUUUCAAUUAAUAUUUAAUAUUCUUGUAAAUGGUGAUGGUACAUUAACCAGAAAGUAUUCAGUUGAUCUUCUGAUGGAUCUUCUCAAGAACCCUAAAAUCGCAGAUUGUCUCACCAGAUAUGAGCACUUCAACUCAUGCCUUAAUCAAGUACUAGGUCUUCUUCAUGGGAAAGAUCCUGAUUCUUCUUCAAAGGUUUUAGAAUUACUUCUUGCCUUCUGUUCAGUGACACAGUUACGCCAUGUCCUCAGUCAAGUGGUAUUCGAAUCAUCUGCUUCUGGUAACACAAGACUGGGAAACCAUCCUAAAUCUUUAGAGCCAACAGUUGCUCUGUUGCGUUGGUCAAGCCAACCCCUGGAAGGAUCAGAAAACUGUUCUAUUCUAGCACUAGAAUUAUUCAAGGAAAUAUUUGAGGAUGUCAUAGAUUCUGCCAACUGUGCUUCUACUGAUCGUUUUCUGGUCCUACUGCUACCCAGCAUUCUCGAUCAACUUCAAUUCACAGAACAGAAUCUUGAUGACCAACUGACAAGGAAAAAAUGUGAAAGAAUGGCUAAGGCCAUUGAUGUUUUGUUGACUUUGUGUGGAGAUGAUACAUUAAAAAUGCAUAUUGCUAAACUUUUGACGACCCUCAGAUGUACAACUCUAAUAGAGCAACAGUUUUCAUGUAGCAAGAUUGACAUAGAAUUUGGAACAAAGGUAGCAGAUUCUGAACUUUGCAAACUUGCUGCAGAUGUCAUUUUGAAAACACUUGAACUUAUGAGUAGACUUAAACAAUUGAUUCCUGGCAUGGAAGUCACUUUCUACAAAGUGCUUCAGGAUCAGCGUUUGGUUACUCCUUUAGCUUUUGCCUUAACAUCAGAGAACAGGGAACAAGUACAGUGUGGACUUGGACUGUUGCUGGAAGCUGCACCAUUACCUGACUUUCCUGCCAUAGUCCUUGGUGAAAGUAUUGCAGCAAACAAUGCAUAUAGACAUCAGGAAGCAGAGUAUAUGCCCAAAAGAAUUCAUUUACAGUCAGUGACUCCAACUCUUUCAACAUCUCUAAAGGGCUCAACUUCUCACCUUUCAAAUGAUAGCUUCCCUUGUUUAAAUAUUCAGGAGCUAAUACAGAAACUUCAGACUGGAAUGGAGAUGAAGGAUCAGAUAUCUGAUGUAAGAAUAUCUGACAUAAUGGAUGUCUAUGAAAUGAAAUUGUCUACAUUAGCAUCCAAAGAAAGUAGGUUACAGGAUCUUUUGGAAGCGAAAGCAUUAGCCCUUGCACAGGCCGAUAGACUGAUUGCUCAGUACCGUUGUCAAAGAACCCAGGCUGAAUCAGAGGCAAGGACUCUUGCUUCUAUGUUGAGAGAAGUUGAGAGAAAAAAUGAAGAGCUUGGUGUGUUACUGAAAUCUCAGCAAGUUGAAUCAGAACGGGUUCAGAGUGAUAUUGAGCAUCUCUUUCAACAUAAUAGGAAAUUACAGUCUGUGGCUGAAGAACAUGAAGUGCUGAAAAAAUCCUAUAUGGAACUUAUUCAGAGGAGUGAAGCUUUGGAAAGGAAGAGUAAAGAUUUACAGAUCACAUGUGAUUCUCUAAACAAACAAAUUGAGACAGUGAAAAAAUUGAAUGAAUCACUCAAACAACAAAAUGACAGAACUAUUGCUCAAUUAAUGGAAACAGAAGAGCAAAGAAAAGAAAUACAGAAUCAGCUAGUGGAGAGAGAAUGUGUAAUAGCAAACUUAGAACAAAAAACAAAAGUACAUGAGGACAAAUUGAGAGCUCUGCAGAAAGAAAGAGAAGAUAUGGAAGAAACUAUUGAAUUUCUGAAAAAAGAAUUAAAUAGAACAGAGCAGACAAGAAAAGAGUUAAGCAUUAAGGCUUCCUCCCUGGAAGUUCAAAAGGCACAACUAGAAAGUCGUUUGGAAGAGAGAGAGACUCUGGUAAAACAGCAACAAGAGGAGCUGAACAAGCAUUCUCACAUGAUAGCGAUGAUCCACAGUUUGAGCGGUGGGAAAAUGAGUCCAGAGACAGUCAACCUCAGCCUCUAAAGCUUUGGCUGAAAACGUGUGGUCUCGUGUGUGUGUGUGUGUGUGUGUGUGUGUGUGUGUGUGUGUGUGUGUGUGUGUAUGUAUGCAUGGGUGUAUGUGUGUAUUUAUCUCUUGUCCCCCCAAAAGGUCAGUAAUGACUUUAAAAUGACAAGGAAAAUCAUUAACUAUUUUCAGUCUAGUAAAGAACCUGACAUGAUUCAUGUGUAUAAUAUUUGACCUUUUGAAUGGAACAAAUUAAAAUACUUCUCAGAUGAUUCUAUUCUGAUCAAACUGAGAGGCAGCGUGACAUAGUGGAUAGAGGAUUAGCCUUGGAGUUGGGAAGACCUGAGUUCAAGUUUUGCCCUUGACUCAGGGCAAGUUACCUAACCUCUCAGGGCCUUCCCUUAGAUCAAAGAUUAUAAAUCUUAGACAAGUUGCUGAUGUACAACAACUUUCCAGAAACAGACCUGGAGCAAACAAACAAAUUGGUUGACCUUUUGGAUGCAGUAACUGAUGUUUUGACUCAGGGAACUUUUAUCUUCUUCCCUUUCUACAUUAAAAAAAUAGAUUGUUCUUAAUGCAAUUUAAACAUACAUUUUAAUGUCUAUUCAAAAUAAAUUUAAAAUAUCUUAAAAAUUUAACCAAAUUAAAUGCAUUUGAACAGUUCAUAAAUUAUAAAAUGUUGUCCUAGAAACAAGUAUUUUAAAAUAUAAGGAUUAUUUUUGUAUAUAUAAAUAGACACAUAUGCACAUAUAUGUACAGUUUUACAAUUUAUAGGCAUCGACAUCCACAAGAUACUUUGAAAAAUAAUCAUUCUAUAUAUGUAUGCUUUAUUGUCCUUGGUAAAUACAUAUAGCUAUUUUAAUUAUAUAUUUUUUAUUUAUUACACAAAAAUAAAAUAGAAUCAUUCUUGACCAAGGUUUUGCCUAAGGUAUAGGUGCAAAAGAAGCCCAAGGCAUAAAGAAGAAUCAAUCAUUGACCUUUCCCAGAAUUUAAAGGAUUAUCUAGCCCAAUACCCUCCACUACCCUGGGUUUAAUUCUUAUGAUAUACUUUUAAUUCUUAAACUCAUUACUAUUUUCCCCUAGUUUUUCCCAUUAUAGAUAUAUAUCUAAACCAUAUGAGACAUUUGGUAGUUUCUUAUUUCUUUAAAUUUUCAGGAGCAGUCACCACAUCUUUUGGUUUGGUAGGCUAUAAGUCUAGGUGCCACAAUUUCAGCCCAUUUUCUUCUAGUUGUCUUUUCAUUAGGUGGAAGUAAACUUUUAAUAGAUGUAAUAUUAGUCAUGUCUUAUCUUUCUGUCUUUCUUAUUUAUCUAUCCUUUGUUAGGAUCCUCUGUUUUAUUUUGUUUUUUCCAAAUAGACCCCUCCAGCCCCCUUAAAAAACAAAAAUCUAAACAUGUGUUGUUUUUGUGUUACGAUUUUUGGUUAAUUCUAGAUCUAAAGGUGGCAUCAGCCAAGCCAAACAUUGGUUUUAGCUGAAAACUGUUUUGUUUUUAAAGCUCAGAUUUCAUUUUGUAAAUAUUUUACUAUUUUUAAUAUUUUGAGCAAAUAGUCAAAAAUGAUAUUUUAACUAAAGUUUCUUGUUGUAUCUCUUUACUAAUAACUAUGAAUUCUUGUACGUUUUCAAUGGUUACUUGAAAAGUAUGCAAAAAAUAUUAGCGGAUUAUCAUGGCCCAAAUGGUUUCAAAAGUGUUUCCUGACAAAACAAAAAACAAAAGACAAACCUCACUAAUGACUUCCUUGUUAAUAUUUGAACUAAUAUCAACACAACUCCCUUUACCUUCUAAUAAUUUAGUCAGUGUUAAAGCAACUUUAUUUUGGUCUUUAACGAAUGAGUUUUUAUUUUACAUGAUACUAUUUCUUUGUUGGACUUCUGACUCCUAUUCUUUUGGUAUGUGUGUUAGAAGUCAAGAAGUACCCAUUAAAGACAUUAUAACAAGGAAGAGUAAUGAUUGAAUUUAUGCCUUAUAAUUCUAUUUGCUUGACUAUCAUGAAGGCUCAUUAUAUUUUUAGAAAACAGGUUCUGUCUUUGUUAGAAGCCCUAUAAAAAAACAGAAGGUAACUAAUAAACCCAGAAGGCUAAUAGGAGAACUCAAGUGGAUAGAUGUAGUUUCUACUUAGAGAACUCCCUAAAUACCCAACCAUGGUCUCUGGGUAUUCUAACCCCCUGUUAGUGAGAGUAAAGCAGAAUCACUUUCUCUCAUUGAGUUUGUUGCGCAAAACACCUUGGAGACAAUGUUAUAUAAAAUCAGUAUUUCUGUAUUCAAAGAGAGGGUACAAACUGAGGAUCAGAACAAGGUGUCCCUUACUCUAAGGGAUCUAGCUAUCCAAUCCACUACAAUCUACAUCCCUCACAAGAGGGAGUCUUCUGUUCUUCAAGCUCAUCUACCAGCUCCCUAUUUUUACCUAGGUGUUCCCCAAAAAGAGCUGGCUAAGCUGCCUAUCUAUGACCCUCAGUAGUUGGUAUGAUUGUGUUCAAAAGCUGUCUCCAUAACCCAUUAUGAUUGCUCUCAAAAUGGCUAAGUCCACUCCAGUGGGUCUGACCCCUGAGGUAAAACCUCAAAGCCAAACUGACAGGACUUUAGACAAAAAUUUCUGGAAAGUUAAUAAAAACGCAGUAGGUAUAGUCAGAUCCUUUGCCAAACAGAACCUCCCCAGAUGAUUUUAGGGUUUUUCCUUCUCCACAGACAGGCUGAAGUAGCCAAGCUCUGACAAGCCAGCCUUUCCUCCUCCCUUCAAAACAGGAAGAGCACCUUCCCUUCCAUAGGACGUCACUCACUAAUGGUUGUCGCUUCCAAACUGUUCCUCCUCUGCCCCCUGCCUGUUACAAUCCUUUCUCUAGAGUUCCUAGCAUGUACCUUAAAGAUAACCUUCCACUUCUCUUAAAUCUUAUCCAUAUCUCUAUCCUUUUCCCAUUACUUUUCCUUCCUCUGAUCACUUGAGUAAAUUUGUGGAAGACAAAUUCUCAUAUGAUAAUUAGUAAAUAUAUAAAUCCUCCUUAUUGUAAACUUAUUAUACUUACCCAAAAUAACAAACAGACAGUCCUAUUCUAAGCUUAUCUAUCUUUCGUACUUAUAUUCACUACCUUAAUCUAGGGAUAUAAUAUAGGGAAAAAAGGGAAAUAGAGAGUUAUAAUAAACCUUUUUACAGAAAACAGAAACAAAAUGCAAACAUUUGCAAAAAAAAACAACCAAUAGUAGAUAAUUCAAAAUACUAAAUUCUAAAGAAUAAAAUCCCAAAAAUGCAACUUUUACAAAAAUAGUUGUUACAAAGAAUAUUUUGUCAUUUUAAAACUAAUACAGAAAACCAAAUUUGCCUAAAAAUCUUAUACUAAUCUAGCAUAAUUGCAAAGAGGAAAUUCCAACAAACUCAAUGUAGCUUAUGCUUUUACAAAAACAAUAUCUAUCUAAUUAUGCAAAAAAAUUAUUCCAAAACUUGUGCAAAAAAACUUAUACAUCUAAAAAUCUUGUUUGAACAAUUCAAAUUUUCUCUAUGCUAAGCCUUAUCCUAGUACAGAAAACAAAAUUGAUUACAGAUAACUUAAAACUGAGUUUACUAUCUUCAAAAUCUAAAUUUUUUUAUAACAUUAUAACUGAACAUAGCUAAUUUACAGAAAUCUGUACAUAUGUAUAUCUGUGCACAAAUGACUUCCUGUACAAAUCUACAAAUAUAUACAGAACUAAUAAAAAAAUUUAAGUCUUGCAACUUUGUAACUAUUCACAAUGUAAUAUAUAGAACCUGUACAUUAGUUACAUUUUUACACAUUUUGCUAUUUUAUGUAUGCUGAAUAAAGAAAAACAAAUCCUUUCUUUGA
This is a messenger RNA of Monodelphis domestica (gray short-tailed opossum), 6643 nucleotides long. It is a transcript of the gene CIP2A, whose product is annotated as cellular inhibitor of PP2A. The record is from RefSeq and is a predicted model, not a curated record. Lineage: Eukaryota; Metazoa; Chordata; Mammalia; Didelphimorphia; Didelphidae.